Phytomonas sp. EM1 is the source of this 759-nucleotide messenger RNA. Lineage: Eukaryota; Euglenozoa; Kinetoplastea; Trypanosomatida; Trypanosomatidae. The record is from the annotation of a GenBank genome assembly.
AUGCUUCGUGGCGCGUCGCCACUGCUAGCCGCCGCGCUAUUGAGGAAUGCGAUCGGCCAUCCCAACGGACUCGCGCGAGUCCACGUUGUCAAAGGGGAUCCUCCCCACAGCGCGGAGGGGGAGCUCGUCGUGAAAGCGGGAAAGGAGGCGUCGCCGAAAGUGCACGCUGAGGAUUCGCUUCCGUCGUUAGACGGUUGGACCUCGCUCGCUUCGGAGCCUCACGUGCAGCUCCAGCCCGAGAUUGAGCCCAUGCCCCUCGUGAGCUUCCAUAAAAUACGAUCCUUCCUAACGUUCAUGGCUGUCGGUGCGGCGGUGGUCGGGGGGUUGUACUUUCUGCUAAGCAUCCACAUCCGUCAUGAGGUGGAAGAAGAGCAAUUGGCGAUGGAGGAAUUGAGGGAGCGCAGUCGCCUUGCCCUGCUGGAACGAGAAAAGUUGUUUCCCGAUUUCACCGCCCCCAACACCUACGAAGAGAUGCAGAGGCUCAUGCAGCAACAGGAGCGCGAACUUGCGGCGCAAGAGGCAGAGAUGAUUUCCUCCGCUUGCAUGCUACACUCGGAAGUGAUAUUUCGCCUUAAAACGUGGUGGAAUCGCUCCCUUGCCCACAUACAGGAUGCUGUGGAUCUUUUUUUCACCACUCUUGAGCAAAGAAGGUCGUCUGGGUUGAAAGGUAAGAUUGAGACGACAUUACGUCAAAAUUCAUAUGAGUUAGUGGAGCUCCACCAAAUCGGUCAGAGCGGGAUGGGGAAAAGGGAUGUUUAG